AUUUGCCGUUGCAGUCAUUGUCGGUCCUCUUGGUGAGCCGCAAUCGCACCGAGACACUCUACUGGUCGAGCAAGGCUGUGCGUAAAUAAAAACACUCUAUAUUAUAUAUAAUAUAUAUAUAUAUAUGUUGUUCAACAAUCGGCAUUUAUCGAUAAUAAAUAAAUUGUUGACAAUAUUAAAUAAAUUUUAUUAUACAAUGUUAAUCAGUGAGUAAUUGAUCUGUUCGAUUAAAGUUUCAUGUGACUAAACAAUAUCAAUCGUUAGAUUUUACUCGUUUUAAAAUGUUCGGAUGUCUAACGGUGGAUAAAAUAAUUUAUAAUUGUUGUUAUUAUUUCAGUAAAUUUAUUAAAAAUUUAUUGUCUGCAUAAAAAUAAUAAAUUUGAAUGUUAAAAAUGGAGAUAAGGUCAUUUUGAAAAGUAGAUGAAAAUCAUUAAUUAAUGACAACCAAUAAAAAGUAAAUGAAAUAAAAAAUAAAAAAUAAAAUAACAGGAAUGUCGUUGUCAUAAAUAAGAUUUUAAAUGGUGCAAAAAGGUGAAAUGUAUAAAGGUACUAAUAUAAAGGUGGUUGUUUGUCUGUUGACAUUCCUGCUAAUAAUCACAACAAAGAUUAAAAUAACAGAGCAAGCUGAAAAAGAGAGAGAUUAUUCAGCGAUUCCAAAAAUAGGCGGCGCAGUUAAUAUAUUCAGUCGUUAUGGUUAUUUGAGCAUAAGUAUGCGAGUGGUGCCAAGGAAUGACUCCGACACAUGGAUAUUCCGGGAACCAACGGUGGACGUCUUCAACAAGGUGAUAACAGCCCCACCAAAGGUUAAGAGUAAGACAACCGUGUUUGACGGUGAUUUCCACAUGGAGUUUUGCGACAAUGUCAGACAAUUGCUCCAAGCUUACUUCAGAGAUUUCACGUUCGAGCGGAUGGACAGACCUUGGAGGGCAUUUACCGGAAGUUGGUCGGUCGCGACUAUCGCAAGACACCUCGGUAUAAAUGCCUCUUUCAUAACUCAAGAUCACUGCUACGUUCUUGUGAGAGUCGCCAGGUACCGGGAGAACAAAAAACUCGCCGGGGCUCCAGAUAGUAGUUUAGUUCUUGAUCAAAGCGUUACCAGAGAGGCGGAUAAUAUAACAGUCGGCGACACUGCUGGUACUAUUAAAUUCAUCAGGAACUUUGGCUCACACUAUAUCGCUUCUUUCGUCACUGGCAACUCGCUUUACCAGGUCUUUGUUUACACACCCCAAGUGUACCAGCGGAUAAAAGAGCGUCUGAAAACACGUGGCGUAGCUCAGCUGUCGAGUGUCGAGCUCAGCAACUUUUUCUCCCCGUGGUAUGCCGAGCAUAUGGGAACUAUCCAGUCCGCAAGCGGCAAUCACUCCGUCGAGGCUUGGGCUGUUGAGAAUCUCCGGGUCCAGUACUACUUUUUCACCUACCCGACCCUUCUUAAGCUCCACGGUGAUGCUGGAUUGCUCUACCAGUUGGAUGAUCUGCUCGGGAAUGAAGCGCUCUUGCAGUUACACCUGAAAACACUGUCGCCGCUUUUCAAAGACACGCAACAACGCGACUGGUUUUUAGAAGUUAUCGACAAUUACUUUAAGCUAUGGGAAGUUAACAUGUAGUAUGUGAUGUCUUCAUCAUUAUUCUGUGAUACUUUGGUCAAUGAUCAAUCACUAGUAUAGAUAUUGAUUUUUUAAAAACUUCAACGUCAUUUUUUAGUCAUCUCUUUGUAAUUAAGUGCUCAUAUAUCGGACGUAUUUUAGUAAAUAUUAUUACAACGUA
Messenger RNA from Cotesia glomerata, 1764 nucleotides. It is a transcript of the gene tsl, whose product is annotated as torso-like protein. Bases 519 to 1604 code for a protein of 361 amino acids. NCBI's taxonomy places the organism in Eukaryota, Metazoa, Arthropoda, Insecta, Hymenoptera, Braconidae. The transcript is spliced from 3 exons. The record is from RefSeq and is a predicted model, not a curated record.